AUGGAGGUGGUGAUGCCGCGAGCCCUCCUCGUGCUGCUGUCGGCGGCCCUGGCCGUGACCCUGACCCGGGCGGGCUCCCACUCCCUGAGGUAUUUCUACACCUCCGUGUCCCGGCCCGGCCGCGGGGACCCCCGCUUCAUCGCCGUCGGCUACGUGGACGACACGCAGUUCGUGCGGUUCGACAGCGACGCGGCCACUGGGAGGACGGAGCCGCGGGCGCCGUGGGUGGAGCAGGAGGGGCCGGAGUAUUGGGACCGGCAGACGCGGACCUUCAAGGAGACCGCACAGGUGUACCGAGUGGACCUGGACACCCUGCGCGGCUACUACAACCAGAGCGAGGCCGGGUCUCACACCCGCCAGACCACGUACGGCUGUGACCUGGGGCCCGGCGGGCGCCUCCUCCGCGGGUACAGUCAGGACGCCUACGACGGCGCCGAUUACAUCGCCCUGAACGAGGACCUGCGCUCCUGGACCGCGGCGGACGCGGCGGCGCAGAUCACCCGGCGCAAGUGGGAGGCGGCAGGUACUGCAGAGCACGAUAGGAACUACCUGGAGACGACGUGCGUGGAGUGGCUGCGGAGGUACCUGGAGAUGGGGAAGGAGACGCUGCUGCGCGCAGAACCCCCCAGCACACGUGUGACCCGCCACCCCGUCUCUGACCGUGAGGUCACCCUGAGGUGCUGGGCGCUGGGGUUCUACCCUGAGGAGAUCACCCUGACCUGGCAGCGGGAUGGGGAGGACCAGACCCAGGACACAGAGGUUGUGGACACAAGGCCUGCAGGAGAUGGGACCUUCCAGAAGUGGGCGGCCGUGGUGGUGCCCUCUGGACAGGAGCAGAGAUACACGUGCCACGUGCAGCAUGAGGGGCUGGCGGAGCCUGUCACGCGGAGAUGGGAGCCUUCCCCUCUGUCCACCAUAGUCAUCGUCAGCAUUGCUGCUCUGGUUCUCCUCGUGGUCGCUGGGGUGAUUGGAGCUGUGAUCUGGAGGAAGCAGCGCUCGGGAGGAAAAGGACCAGGCUACUCUCAUGCUGCACGCGAUGACAGUGCCCAGGGCUCUGAUGUGUCUCUGACAGCUCCUAGAGUGUGAGACCAGCUGCCCUGUGGGGACUGAGCGAUGCAAGAUGUGUUCACAUCUCACGUGAUGACAUCAACAACCCUGGCUUGUCUCUGCAAACAGUGUCAGGAUGUGCCUGUGUCCCUAGGAGCAUAAUGUGAGGAGGUGGGGAGAUUGGCCCACCCUGCCCACCAUGACCUGUCCCUAAUCUGAUGUGCACUCUCUUCUCUGAUGUGCUUUCCUGUCCAGCAGAGGGAGGGCUGGACCAUCUCCAUCCCUGUCUUUGUUUCAUGUUGAGUACUAAUAACUUACUACCCGAUUGAAAAUAAGAAUCCCGAUAUGAGUUUGUGUUUCCUGAGUCUUGGGAUGUGGGGCUGAUGAGGUAAUAAAA
Messenger RNA from Canis lupus familiaris (dog), 1444 nucleotides. It is a transcript of the gene DLA88, whose product is annotated as MHC class I DLA-88. Gene Ontology annotation, cellular component: external side of plasma membrane. Gene Ontology annotation, biological process: positive regulation of T cell mediated cytotoxicity; antigen processing and presentation of endogenous peptide antigen via MHC class I via ER pathway, TAP-independent; antigen processing and presentation of endogenous peptide antigen via MHC class Ib. NCBI's taxonomy places the organism in Eukaryota, Metazoa, Chordata, Mammalia, Carnivora, Canidae. Gene Ontology annotation, molecular function: peptide antigen binding; signaling receptor binding. The record is from RefSeq and is marked provisional.